UUCCCGGACAGCAAUGAAUCCCUCAUAUUUGGUGUAUAUUUUGCAUUAUGUGAUGCAUUUUCCACGUUUUUUUCUUUUCUUUUUCUAAUACUAUCACAUUUCCAGAAGCGCUGCACUUCCCUGUCAGGUUACUGUUUUGCAGGGUAGAGUGAACAGAGGAAAUUAAUGGAGUGUUACCAUGGGUCACAUUUUCCACAUCCAGCCCUCCUGUGGUAAACAGAACUAAGGAAAUACACCUGUCAGUCACAGUGGAAAAUGAGGAGAAGCGCUCCUGCUUGACUUCUGCAAACUUUCCUUAUCUUCCGGUAGUUGAGACUCUUCCAGCGCACAAAGUCAACAGUUUUUGGAGACGGGAGGAGGAAGAAGUGGGAACAGACGGGUCAAAACCGACGAGGAAAGAGAUCUUCUUGAUGCGAUAGUGUCUGAGUUGAUCCAGUUAACCUGCGCUGAGGGUUCUCGAUUACAGACACGAUGCCCGAGGCUUCUGACAUGAUCAACCUGAACCUGGCCUUCCUGUCUGACUCCGAGCGGGAGAUGAUCCUGGAGGUGCUGCAGCGGGACGAGGAGCUGAGACAGGCCGAGGACCUCCGUGUAAAGAGCAUGAAGACAGAGUUACUGGAAGUGAGGAAGAAAGGGGCCAAACGCGGCAGUGGAAAAUACAGUGAGCACAGUUGUGGCCGAUGUCAGGAGUCUCUGAGUCGACUGACUGUUUUCUCCAGCCAGUGUAAGAUUUGCAAUCACCAUCUCUGCAGAAACUGCAGAAUAGCACUACCCGAAGGAUCCUGGCUCUGCAGCGUGUGUUCCAAAGAGACGGAUCUAAAGAAAAGGACAGGUGACUGGUUCUACGAUCAAAGGGUCAACCGUUUCUCCAUGACGCCUGGACAUGACCUGGUGAGAGUCUCCCUGAAAAAGAGACCAAUGGCAAAGAAACGAGAGACGACAGGAGAAGUACUGUUGAGAAAUACUGAAAUAAACCCAGAUCUUCCCACUCCUAUGCCGCGGGUCAGGCAGAAAAAUCAAGAAACAGAUAACAAUGGUCAUGUAAAGGAGAAUUCUGGAUCAAUUGCUUCAAGAGAGUCAUGUGAAUCAAAGGAGGAUGUUUGGUCAAAGCCAGCACGCAGUGACACGGAGUCUGCAGAGAACAACAGCAUAAGCAGCCGUAAAACAGACACUGAAUCUGACCCUGUGACCCCAGAGCAACAAAGGAAAGAGAGCCCUCCAGGGUCCCCUGUGUCAAGUCUGACGGCUCCAAUCCAAGCGGACAUCGUGAUGGUUGACAGUACCAACUCGGAAACUAACCAUUCCCCGGAAAUAAUCAGUCCGAGCCCUGAUAUGGACGUUGAUAGACUCUUCAAGAAGAGCAUCAAACGAGCCCAAAAGCCCCCUGAGUCUGUAUCCACACUGGACCUUCGUGAUGAAUGUGACACACCUGCGGUCUCGAUGGGCGACAGGAGCCGCUCUGUACCAGGCCUAGACAUACAGGAAGAUGGAGAGGAGGAGGAAGAUAUCGACAGCUUGGUUAGCUUUCAUAAAAGGUCAAUGGCUUCAAGCUCCUACAGUCUGCACAGCUCGAAGAGCACGCUGGGCAGCAUGAUGAGUAUUUAUAGUGAAGCCGGAGACUUUGACAGCGUGGAAGUGAGCGGAGACCUCAUCUUCUCGAUGAGCUACAACGAACCAACCCAGAGCCUCCAUGUCUUCAUCAAGCUGUGCCAUGGGCUGGCCUACGGCGAUUCCUCGAGGCAGCUUUCCCAUCCUUAUGUUAAAUGUUAUCUACUGCCUGACAAAUCUCGCCAGAGCAAAAGGAAAACCAGCAUCAAGAGGAACACGAUCGACCCGGUCUACAACGAAACGCUGAAGUACUCCAUCAGCCGCUCUCAGCUGUUCACCCGCUCCAUGUUGAUAUCAGUCUGGCAUCACGGACGCUUGAGCCGCAACGCCUUCCUUGGUGAAGUGGAGAUCCCUCUGGACACCCGAGACCUUGACUCCCCGCACGAGGAGUGCGUGGCUCUCGUGGCAAAGUCAGCCUCAGCUGCGCCAGCUUCAGCUUUCGCUCAGUACAAAGGAGAGUUGGUGAUCUCCUUGAAGUAUGUGACACCUGAAAAGCCAACCUCUGAGAAAAAAGGCAAAAAGGCAGACAUUGGGGGAAGUGGAGAGCUGCAUGUCCUUAUUAAAGAGGCGAAGAACUUAAUGGCAAUGAAACCAGGAGGCACCUCAGAUAGCUUCAUAAAAGGUUAUUUGUUCCCAACGAAAGCAAAGAACACAAAGAGGAAGACUCCGGUGGUGAAGAAGAGCCUGAACCCCCACUACGACCACACGUUUCUGUACAAGGAUCUGGCUCUGGAGCAGCUGCAGGAGAUGUGUCUGGAGCUCACAGUGUGGGACAGAGAGGCCAUGACGAGCAACGAGUUCCUGGGAGGACUCCGUCUCAGCACGGGAAAAGGCACAGUGAAAAUUGGAAAAGCAGAAGUGGAAAUGGACUCGUUGGGAGAGGAAGUGAGUCUGUGGGAGAAGAUGAUGAAGUACCCCGACUCGUGGGCAGAGGGCACUCUUCCCCUGCGCUCCACCAUGGUGAAGGGCAAAUGAGGACAGCACACAGGCAUGGGUCCUCGAAAAGAGACUGAAAUGUGAAAAGCUGCGGGAUCUAAAACAAGUUUGAGAUUAUGGAUUUUUAAUAUUUUGCAAGCUUGUCAGAGCAGAGGCGUGUCUGCUGAAGUGACUAACACCUUCCUGCUGAACAUCUGCCUCCCUGUGUGGGGUUCAUGUUUAGCACCGCCCCCUGACGGUGUAACUUCAGAAAAUGUGCCAAAACAUCACAAACUCUGGGUUCAUUUUAAGAGCAAUGACACAUUUUAUAUAUCUUUUUUUUUUAUUCAGAAUGUAUAUUUACUGCAAUUCAAAUGUAUGCACACUUUUGAGCACUAAGCACAGAAAUAGUGUCACAUUUUUCCUUUACAAUUGUGUACAAAAUGAUACUGUUGCGUGGGAAAACAAGUCAUUAUAAACUACAAAAUCUCUGGUGUUGCAUCCAACAAAUUGUAUUAUUAUCUUUAUAUGUAAGAUGCACAAAAAGCUUUAUUUGAAAUAAUGAAAUGUGUCUAUGCAGAAAUAAAUUUAGAUCUUAAUAUUUUUACUGCAUGUGAUCAGACUUGUGUUUACCUCAAGGUUUCCAUUGAUAUUCUGUUCAUCUAAUAAACAAUGUUCUUAACCAAAA
This is a messenger RNA of Eleginops maclovinus (Patagonian blennie), 3211 nucleotides long. It is a transcript of the gene sytl4, whose product is annotated as synaptotagmin-like 4. The record is from RefSeq and is a predicted model, not a curated record. Gene Ontology annotation, biological process: exocytosis; intracellular protein transport. The coding region runs from base 472 to 2583 and encodes 703 amino acids. NCBI's taxonomy places the organism in Eukaryota, Metazoa, Chordata, Actinopteri, Perciformes, Eleginopidae. Gene Ontology annotation, molecular function: small GTPase binding; neurexin family protein binding. The transcript is spliced from 17 exons. Gene Ontology annotation, cellular component: exocytic vesicle; plasma membrane.